Teleopsis dalmanni is the source of this 3837-nucleotide messenger RNA. It is a transcript of the gene Myo61F, whose product is annotated as unconventional myosin IC. Gene Ontology annotation, molecular function: microfilament motor activity; actin filament binding; ATP binding. Bases 558 to 3635 code for a protein of 1025 amino acids. Gene Ontology annotation, cellular component: cytoplasm; plasma membrane; vesicle. The transcript has 11 exons. Lineage: Eukaryota; Metazoa; Arthropoda; Insecta; Diptera; Diopsidae. Gene Ontology annotation, biological process: actin filament organization; vesicle transport along actin filament. The record is from RefSeq and is a predicted model, not a curated record.
AGAAGUUUUGCAGAAGAACUCAACGGCCAGUCAGUCGCACUGUGUCUGUUGACGUAUAAUAUUGGCUGCGGUUGAAAGCGGGUUGUGAAUGUUUACAUGACAACGCGAGUCUGAACGUUUGCAAUGUUGGUUGUGUUUAUGAAGAUUCUACAGUGUAUCAGUAAAGGAAUUUCAAUUAAAUAAAUAUAUAAUUUUGUGCACGUACAGAGCUUUUAGUGUGUCACGAUCGUUCUAAGGCAGCAAUUUAUUGCAGAACCAAAAUUGGCAUUAAUAACAAAUUUCAAAUAUCUUCAUAUAUCACUUCGAUUUGAACAACGUUUCCAAAAUAUACAAUAAAUACCAACAACGUUAACUGCUUACGAUAAUUAACAAAAUACACAAAAUUAGUGGCAAACAUAAAUAAAUAAGCUCAAAUCCCACGCAAACCGUAGCGUAUAGCCAACGGCAGAAGUAGCAACAACACCAAUAACUGGCGUCUAUCCAAGGGACACUAGAUCGAUCACACGCUGAAAUCAGAUUGAAGCAUUACAUUGUAAAGUUCUACGUCCAAGCUAGCCAUGGAAAGGGGAUUGCACGAACGCGAUCGUGUGGGUGUCCAAGACUUUGUGUUGCUUGAAGAUUUCGAGAAUGAAGAAGCUUUCAUCGAUAAUCUACGAAAGAGAUUCCAAGAAAAUAUAAUCUAUACUUAUAUUGGUCCGGUAUUGAUAUCUGUCAAUCCUUAUAAAAAUUUGGACAUUUAUUCUGAGAAUCAUAUCAAGGAAUAUAGAAAUAAACACUUUUUCGAAAUUCCACCCCAUAUAUUUGCCAUCACCGAUAAUGCCUUCCGAUCACUGAUUGAGGAAAAUCAGGGACAAUGUGUUCUUAUAUCAGGCGAGAGUGGCUCUGGGAAAACAGAAGCCUCCAAAAAGGUCUUAGAAUAUAUCGCAGCAUGCUCCGGUCAUCAGACUACUGUUGAGGGAGUUAAAGAUAAGCUUUUAAAAAGUAAUCCGGUUCUUGAAGCUUUUGGUAACGCAAAAACAAAUCGUAAUGAAAACUCCUCACGCUUCGGUAAAUAUAUGGACGUUCAAUUUGAUUUCACGGGCACUCCAAUCGGCGGUAACAUUCUGAAUUAUUUGUUGGAAAAAUCCCGAGUUGUCAGUCAAAACUCAGGGGAAAGAAACUUCCAUAUUUUUUAUCAACUGCUCGCUGGAGAGAGUGACGAUAAAUUACAAUCACUGAAUUUAACUCGCAAUCUGAACAACUACGUCUAUUUAAGCGAUGGGCAAAGGGGAUCUGUCAGCAACAUUAACGAUGCUGAAAAUUUUAGAACUGUGAAACAGGCAAUGACCAUCAUUGAUUUUUCGGCUGAUGAACAAAACGAAAUCUUCAGCAUAAUUGCAAGUGUUCUACACUUAGGAAAUAUUAAUUUUACCGAAGAUGGUGGAAACUCUAAGGUGUUAGAGGUAGACACAGUGGCUUCUGCGUCCAAAUUGCUCGGAGUUAAUACUGAUGAGCUUACUGCCGCACUUACAAAUCGCACAAUUGAUGCACGUGGUGAUGUCGUUACUUCCCCAUUGAGCCGUGAUAUGGCCAUAUAUGCGCGCGAUGCCUUAGCAAAAGCGGUAUAUGAUCGUUUAUUCUCUUGGUUAGUGACUCGUCUUAAUAUUUCGCUACAAGCAAAGGAUUUGCAUGGAGCACGUAACAAUGUCAUGGGCAUUUUAGACAUUUACGGUUUUGAAAUAUUCCAAAAGAACAAUUUCGAACAGUUUUGUAUUAAUUUCUGUAAUGAGAAAUUACAGCAAUUAUUUAUUGAACUCACACUUAAGUCUGAGCAAGACGAAUAUCGUCGUGAGGGUAUCGAAUGGGUUCCUGUAGAGUACUUUGACAACAAAGUUAUCUGUAAUUUGAUUGAAGAGAAAUUCAAAGGAAUCAUUUCCAUAUUGGAUGAGGAAUGCUUGCGUCCUGGUGAUGCCACAGAUAUUACAUUUUUGGAGAAAUUAACUCACCAACUUUCUGAUCAUCCACAUUACAUAUGUCAUGAAAAAUCAUCAACUCAAAUUCAAAAAACAAUGGGUCGUAAUGAAUUCCGCUUGGUACACUAUGCGGGCGAAGUAACUUACAAUGUCAAUGGAUUUCUUGAUAAGAACAACGAUUUGCUUUUUAGAGAUUUAAAGGAAACCAUGAGUAAAGCCAGUAAUAGUAUUGUGCGCAUAUGCUUCCCGGAACUUGAGUAUAAGAGCAAAAAACGUCCAGAAACAGCGGUUACACAGUUUAAAUCCUCAUUAAAUAACUUAAUGGACAUAUUAAUGUGCAAAGAACCUUCCUACAUAAGAUGUAUAAAGCCAAAUGAUCUUCAGAGUCCAGGUGCAUUUAAUAAUGACUUGGUACUACAUCAAGUUAAAUACUUAGGCUUAAUGGAAAAUUUGCGAGUACGACGAGCUGGGUUUGCUUAUAGAAGAACUUACGAAAUGUUUUUGAACCGCUAUAAAUGCUUGAGUAAAAGUACAUGGCCAAAUUACAAUGGAUCAGCUAAAAGUGGUGUCAAAAUUUUGGUUAAGGAACUUAAUUAUGGUCCAGAAGACUACCGUAUUGGAGAAACAAAAUUAUUCAUUCGUUUUCCAAAAACCUUAUUUGAUACCGAAGAUGCUUUUCAACUUAAAAAACAUGAUAUCGCUGCCAUUCUUCAGGCACACUGGAGGGGACGUGUGCAACGCAAGAAAUACGUUAAGCUGCGCCAGCAAGUUAUCGUCUUGCAGUCGUAUUGUCGUCGUCAUUUGGCUCAACAAGCAAUCAAAAGAAAACGCGAGGCCGUUGAAAAAGUUCGAGCUUUCAUUAAAGGUUUUAUCACUCGAAAUGAUCCCCCAAAUGGAUACAACGAAGCAUUUAUUGCCAAUUGUAAACGCAUGUGGCUCUUACGACUAUCCAAAGAAUUGCCUACGAAAGUGCUUGACAAGAGCUGGCCGUCAGCCCCAAAACACUGUCAAGAAGCAUCAACUUAUUUACAUCGCCUACAGCGUUUGCAUUUAGCUCGAGUUUACCGAUUGAAAUUAAGUGCGGAGAGAAAACGUCAGAUGGAACUCAAAGUACUUGCAGAAAAAGUUUUCAAGGACAAAAAAAAUAAUUAUCCUGGAAGUAUCGGUCAACUAUUCCAAAAUGAUCGCAUCCCCAAAGAGCAUGCAACCCAAAUUAACAACUUUGUGGCAACUGCAUUUGGAAGUGAGCGCCUCGCUUACUCCUCAACAUGUGUCAAAUAUGAUCGUCAUGGUUACAAGUCCAGGGAUCGUUUUGUCUUAUUAAGCACUAAAGCCCUUUAUGUGUUGGAUGGCAAAACGUACAAGCAAAAACAUCGUCUGCCUUUGGACAAAAUUGAUUUUGUCCUAACUAAUCACAGUGACGACUUAAUGGUUAUACGUAUUCCGCUUGACCUUAAAAAAGACAAGGGCGAUUUGAUAUUGGUUAUUCCAUAUAUCAUCGAAUUUUCCACCUAUAUAAUCGAUACUGUUGGUACUGCAAAUAUUAUCAGUAUCGUUAGUCGUGACUCAUUGGAACACAAUGUUGUCAAGGGGAAGUCCGGUGUUAUCGAUAUUCAAACAGGCGCGCAACCAGGUAUCGUACGUGAUAAGAGUGGUCAUCUUGUUGUUAUUGCUGGACAAUAAAUCAAUUGUUUGAAUAUUCAGACACGCAAAUAUGUAAAUUAAAAUAAAGUAUAUAAAGAAGAGAGAGCUUUAAAAGUACCACUGUGUUAAAAUUGAACAAUUGUCAGCUUUGAAGUGUAAAUUAUAACCUUUAUUCAAUCAAAUCAAAGCCCUAAAAUACCAAAUAUAAUGACUAUAAUAAAUAAGCGCUAGAUAUAACAUG